This is a messenger RNA of Anastrepha obliqua, 947 nucleotides long. RefSeq names its product spermidine synthase (gene SpdS). NCBI's taxonomy places the organism in Eukaryota, Metazoa, Arthropoda, Insecta, Diptera, Tephritidae. Gene Ontology annotation, cellular component: cytosol. Gene Ontology annotation, molecular function: spermidine synthase activity. The transcript has 2 exons. Gene Ontology annotation, biological process: spermidine biosynthetic process. The record is from RefSeq and is a predicted model, not a curated record. The coding region runs from base 1 to 876 and encodes 291 amino acids.
AUGAUGGAGGCAAUUGCAAAUGGUUGGUUUAGUGAACUGCAAAAUGAUUUGUGGCCAGGGCAGGCGUUUUCCUUAAAAAUAAAUAAAAUUAUUCAUGAGGAAAAAUCUAAAUAUCAGGAUAUUAAAGUAAUAGAAACGUCAACGUAUGGAACUUGCCUCGUUUUAGAUGGAAUAAUUCAAUGUACAACGCGUGAUGAAUUUUCCUACCAAGAAAUGAUAUCAUUUCUUCCAUUGAAUAGUCAUCCGAAUCCCAGGAAAGUGCUUAUCGUUGGAGGAGGUGAUGGCGGUGUUGCGCGAGAAGUAGCAAAACAUCCUUUAGUAGAAGAAAUUCAUCAAGUUGAAAUUGAUGAAAGAGUAGUAGAGCUGUCAAAAAAAUAUUUGCCAAAUAUGGCUUGUGGAUUUCAGAGCCCUAAACUUAAGCUUACUAUUGGAGAUGGUUUUGCAUUUAUGAAAACCCACGAGAAUGAAUUUGAUGUAAUAAUAACGGACAGUUCAGAUCCAGUUGGUCCUGCGGUAUCGCUAUUUCAAGAGAAUUACUAUCAACUCAUGAAAAAGUCUCUGCGGCCAGGUGGUAUUGUAUGUUCUCAAGGAGGCACUUAUUGGCUGGAUUGUGAGCAUGUGAAAAAUACGGUGAAUAGUUGCAAAAAGCAUUUUCCAACUGUAGCUUAUGCCCACACAACUGUUCCAUCUUAUCCAUGUGGCCACAUCGGCUUCGUUAUUGGGUGUGCUGAUUCUAAUAGAGAUUUAAAAACACCAAUAAAAAAGUUUAGUAAGACCGAAUUGGAUGAUAUGAAAUUAAAAUAUUAUUCCAGUGAUAUACAUUCCGCAGCAUUUGCAUUACCUCGAUGGGUAGAAAAAUCUUUUUUAUCAAUUUAAAGGUUUUAUUAAUAUAAAUCCAGAGUUUUAUAUUGUAUUUUUUUUUAAAUACAUAAAUAUUGUGUGAAGAA